AUGUUUCAACAAGACAAGACAGCCUGUUUCAUGGCAUUGGUUGUGAGCGUAGUAGCAGUAGCCGUCCUACUGACAACAUCCAUCCAUGCCCGAGUCCUUACGAGAACCAAAUAUGUUGGUGCUUUGAAUCAUCGUCUUUUACAGAAAAAUAGAAAUCUCUUCUUGCGAGAAGCUGCAUCAUCGGGAGCAGUGGAUCAGUGGAUGACCCAAACUUUGGAUCAUUUCGACCCACAAAAUACUGAGACAUUCCAACAACGUUUUUGGAUCAAUGAUACCAUGUGGAAUCGGGCAUAUAAUGGUCCUGUUUUUAUUAUCAUUGGUGGAGAAGGACCAGCUUCCGCCGGUUAUGUCAAUGGUCAUUUCAUUACAAACGAGUAUGCUAAAAGAUAUGGUGCUUUAAUUGCUGCAUUGGAACAUAGAUUCUAUGGAGAGUCAGUACCAAGACAAUCUUUGUCUACCCAAAACUUGAGAUACUUGACCAGUGAACAAGCAUUGCAAGAUUUGGUGGAAUUUAGAAGCUAUUUAAUCAAAAAGUAUAACAUUAAUGAAGCCAAGACCAAGUUUGUAUCGUUUGGAGGCUCAUACUCUGGAAAUUUAUCUGCUUGGUUAAAGCUCAAAUAUCCACAUUUAUUUGUUGGAGCUAUCGCUAGCUCUGGACCUGUAUUGGCACAAUUAGAAUUCCCAGAGUACAUGAUGGUUGUUCAAAACUCUGUUGGACCAAAAUGUGCUGACAGAAUUAGACAAGCAAAUACUCUUGCUGAGCAACUGCUUUUGAGUCCAGCUGGAAGACAACGUGUUGCAAAAUUGUUCAACGUUUGUAAUCCAGAAAGUUUGACAGAUAUCAAUGAUGUUGCCACUUUCUUUUCAACACUUUCUGACGGUGUCUGUGAAAUUGUUCAAUACAACUUGGAUAACAAUGGACAAAAAGCAUUCAACAUUACAAGCAUGUGUAAUAUAAUUGAAUCAGGUCCAGAUGCUUUGGAAAGUUUUGCCAAUUGGGUCAAUACUUUUAACUCAUACUCUGGAAAUUCAUGCAGUGAAAAUUUAUACAGCGACAUGAUCAACCAAAUGAAAGAUGAACGACCUUUCCCUAAAAAUCAAAACGCUGCAGGACGUGCUUGGACCUACCAGACAUGUGUUGAAUUUGGAUAUUAUCAAGAUGCAGUUGGUGACAAGCAACCAUUCUCCACCAAGAUUACCUUACAAUAUUUCCUUCAACAAUGUUCUGAAGUUUUCGGAAUUAAUGGAAUGAAGCCAGACAUUGCUUUUACUAACAACAUGUAUGGAGCUAAGAAUAUUGACACGACUAACACAGUUUUCACGAGUGGUUCUGUGGAUCCAUGGUCAGUGUUAGCAGUGACACAACAGACACAAUAUAUUCCCCAAUCAAACGUAUUCCACAUGCAAGGUACUGCCCAUUGUGCUGACUUGUAUGCCUCCUCUCCAAAUGACCUGCCUACAUUAACACACACCCGUUCUGAAACUCAAAAGUUGAUGGAUAAAUGGUUGGCUUGA
This is a messenger RNA of Naegleria lovaniensis, 1515 nucleotides long. RefSeq lists its product as uncharacterized. The transcript has 4 exons. Gene Ontology annotation, molecular function: dipeptidyl-peptidase activity; serine-type exopeptidase activity. Lineage: Eukaryota; Heterolobosea; Eutetramitea; Acrasida; Naegleriidae. The record is from RefSeq and is a predicted model, not a curated record. Bases 1 to 1515 code for a protein of 504 amino acids. Gene Ontology annotation, biological process: proteolysis.